AGCCAGGGCAGCCAGGGCAGCCAGGGUAGCCAGGGUAGCCAUGGCAGCCAGGUAAGCCAGAGCAGCCAUGGCAGCCAGGUGAUCCAGGUCCAGGGCGACACGGACCAGGUCGGGGUGGUGUCUGCCCCAGAGGAGCUGAACGAGUCCCCUAGAACGCCCCAUUUCGGGCCCCUGGAACAGAUGUCGGCCCUCCUGGUGACGUCCCUGCAGGGUGGAGACUCCUUCUUCGUGUUUGUUUUCUACUGCGUACACCAAAAGUUUCUCACCACUCAGCAUGUGCUGGACCUGCUGUUCAAGCGAUACACAUCCUUCAGGCCCGACUCUGAAGAGGAUGAACGAGUAAAAUACACCAUCUGUACCCUCCUGGACUACUGGAUCGACAAGUUCCCUGAGGAGUUUUGCAGGAUCGAACACCUGCCCAUUCUGAAGCGGGUGAAGGAUUACUUGAGCGUGAACAUGCCCUCCUCAGACCUUCUGGUGCGUGUCCGGUCUCUCCAGGAAAACUUGCUGUCACAAGUGGCCAGCGAUUCAGGGGCCAGCGAUGAGGAAGCCUCAGGGUCCACGGCCACCUCCCCUCCUAGGGACGCCGGCAUGAGCAGCACACCUGUGUGCAUUCUUAGGCCCGGGCAGCGGCGCCUCCGCAGAUCCAGUGCUCCCAGUGUGUUGACCAGCAAUGACGACGGCUACUCUGGAGCCAGAAGCAGCCUGUGCACUGGAGCCGGAGAGCACAAAACCGACACAAGGUUCUGUGACCCGUGUGCAGCUGGGGCCACAUGUGGCAGCAGCAGCGGGCUCAUCGCCACCCAUUGAAGCUGCCGGUGUUAUAUCUCUGGCCGUGAUGGCAGACACGGUACCACAUUCAUCAUCUUGCUUGGGCCGCAGUGGUCUGCCUCCCCAGGGAAUGGCCCGGCCACCCCUUCCUCCUCUGGUCGUCCGCAUGUAUCCGCCCUGCAGACAGCACAGCUUCUGCUGUUUCCCCACAGAACGACUCCCCGAUUGCAACCCAGCAGCCUUGCCAGCCCCACAGCCAGACUCACCCUCCCCUGGCUAGCAGCCUUUUGACUCUUUUCAAUGUUGUGUUAGUUUAGUCCGAGGAUUGGUUUGAAUAAAUUGCUCUUGUUUGUGUUU
This is a messenger RNA of Mesocricetus auratus (golden hamster), 1128 nucleotides long. RefSeq names its product ral guanine nucleotide dissociation stimulator-like. Bases 181 to 810 code for a protein of 209 amino acids. NCBI's taxonomy places the organism in Eukaryota, Metazoa, Chordata, Mammalia, Rodentia, Cricetidae. The record is from RefSeq and is a predicted model, not a curated record. The transcript is spliced from 5 exons.